GGGCGGGGACCUGGCUAGCCCACCGGCUUUGGUGCGCAUGCUUGCAAAUGUGCUGUGGCUCUCCGGGUAAAGAUGGCGGAGCGCGGUUACAGCUUUUCGCUGACUACCUUCAGCCCAUCUGGUAAACUUGUUCAGAUUGAAUAUGCUUUGGCUGCUGUAGCUGGAGGAGCCCCUUCCGUGGGAAUUAAAGCGGCAAAUGGUGUGGUGUUAGCAACGGAGAAGAAACAGAAAUCCAUUCUGUAUGAUGAGCGGAGCGUACACAAAGUAGAGCCGAUCACUAAGCACAUAGGCUUGGUGUACAGUGGCAUGGGCCCAGACUACAGAGUGCUUGUGCAUAGAGCUCGGAAAUUAGCUCAGCAAUAUUAUCUUGUUUACCAAGAACCCAUCCCCACAGCUCAGCUGGUACAGAGAGUCGCUUCUGUGAUGCAAGAGUAUACCCAAUCAGGUGGUGUUCGUCCAUUUGGAGUUUCUUUACUCAUUUGUGGCUGGAAUGAGGGGAGACCAUAUUUAUUUCAGUCUGAUCCAUCUGGAGCAUACUUUGCCUGGAAAGCCACAGCAAUGGGAAAGAACUACGUGAACGGGAAAACUUUCCUUGAGAAAAGAUAUAAUGAAGAUCUGGAACUUGAAGAUGCUAUUCACACAGCCAUUUUAACCCUAAAGGAAAGCUUUGAAGGGCAGAUGACAGAAGAUAACAUCGAAGUUGGGAUCUGUAAUGAAGCCGGGUUCAGAAGGCUCACUCCAACUGAAGUUAAGGAUUAUUUGGCUGCCAUAGCAUAACGACAGAGUGACUGAAAAUUUUGGCGUUUCAGAUCAUCUUCUCUACUAAAACGUGUUUCAAGAAUGUUUUGUUUUUGCAUACUUUUGCAUACUUAUUUCUACAUGGUUUAAUGGACUGAUGUUUUUAAAAAAUGACAGUUACAAAUCACAAUAAAUUGCUAAAUCCAA
Messenger RNA from Erinaceus europaeus (western European hedgehog), 945 nucleotides. RefSeq names its product proteasome 20S subunit alpha 2 (gene PSMA2). Bases 73 to 777 code for a protein of 234 amino acids. Gene Ontology annotation, cellular component: proteasome core complex; proteasome core complex, alpha-subunit complex. The transcript has 8 exons. The record is from RefSeq and is a predicted model, not a curated record. NCBI's taxonomy places the organism in Eukaryota, Metazoa, Chordata, Mammalia, Eulipotyphla, Erinaceidae. Gene Ontology annotation, biological process: ubiquitin-dependent protein catabolic process.